AUGUCUGUUCCACACGGGCCCCGGGGCGGCCCUGGCCCUGCUGCUGCUCCUGCCUCAGCGGCCGGCGACAUGCCGGAGUUGCCGGACUUGAGCCACCUCACCGAGGAUGAGAGGAAGAUCAUCCUCGGUGUCAUGGACCGACAGAAGAAGGAGGAGGCGAAGGAACAGACGAUGUUAAAGAUCAAAGAAGAACCAAAGCCUCAGCCGGCACAGUGGUUUCCCUUUAGUGGGAUCACUGAGCUGGUAAAUAACGUCCUUCAGCCCCAGCAAAAGUCCCAAAAUGACAAGGAGCCAGAGCCAGACGCGAAGUUGCACCAGCAGUUUGAAUCGUAUAAGGACCAGGUCAAGAAGAUGGGGGAGGAGACUAAGCCGGUUCAGGACCUGAAGAGCGAAGCCCCAACCUGCGGGAUAUGCCACAAAACCAAGUUUGCCGAUGGCUGUGGCCACCUCUGUUCAUAUUGCCAAACGAAAUUCUGUGCUCGGUGCGGAGGACGAGUGUCUCUGCGGUCAAAGAAGGAGGACAAAGUGGUUAUGUGGGUAUGCAACUUGUGCCGAAAACAACAAGAAAUCCUCACAAAGUCGGGAGCGUGGUUCUACGGCCCGGAGCCGGGUCAGGUACGGGGUGUGUUUGAGGGCGGGCCACAGGGGAAGAAGGCCAAACUGCAGGACCCGUCUCUCUACCCCUACCAGGGAGACUCAGGGGACUUGACACCAGGGUCAGACAGAAGCAGACCUCGCGGUGGGCUCCUGCCCAGACAGUCAUCCCUUGACAACGGAUCGGGGCUGAGACACACAACCAGGACAGACCUGAGUUCUGACAGGAAACAAAGUCCAUCUGCAUCCAGGGAUCCAAACCAAAAAUACGACCAAAGGGAGGGGGGCGAUCACUCACAGUAUGCCCCGACGGACGGCGGCAUGCCCAGAUCACCGUCUGACUAUGGGGAUGGGGACCCCCGGCGGGCUCCGAGGGGCCCACACAUGUACCCAGAUGCAGAUGCGGCACGAAUGGGCUACCGGGACCGGCGGGGCCCCGGACGCUGGCACUCCCAAGAAUACCCGCUGGACCAGGAGCUAGAUGGACCCAGCGAGUACGACCUCCAGCGGCAGCGCCAGGAGGAGUUCCAGACACGUUACCGUAGUGACCCCAACCUGGCCCGCUACCCCGUGAAGCCGCAGCCCUAUGAGGAGCAGAUGAGGAUGCACGCUGAGGUGGGCCGCAUGAGGCAUGAGCGUCGUCAUAGUGACGUUUCCCUGGCCUACACGGAGCAGGACGACCCAGGACCCAUCCGGCUGUCCCGCCAGCAUCUCACCGAGCGCCGGCCGCCUAUGGUGGGACAGCGCUCAUACUCUGUCGACCGCUCCUCCCCUGGGCCCAUGGGUGGCAGCCUUGGCGGCCACAGAUCCUCCAAUCACAGUCCACCGACGCCGCAGCGUAGCCCUGUGCUGGGAGACCGAUCUGGGGACCUGCGGAGAGGGGACAUGGAUUCCAUGAGGAGGCAGCAGCACCACCUGGACCCCAGUUCAGCCGUCCGCAAGACCAAGAGGGAGAAGAUGGAGAGCAUGCUGAGGAACGACUCUCUCAGCUCGGACCAGUCAGAGUCGGUACGCCCACCACCCCCCAAGCCCCACAAAACCAAAAAGGGAGGAAAGAUGCGGCAGGUGUCGCUGAGCAGCUCGGAGGAGGAGCUGGCCACCACACCAGAGUACACAAGCUGUGAGGAUGUGGAGAUAGAGAGUGAGUCAGUCAGUGAGAAAGGAGAUUUGGAUGGCCAUUGGUGGGACCAUGCUUCUUGGCAUAGCAGCGAGGCCUCCCCAAUGUCUUUGCACCCGGUGACGUGGCAGCCGUCCAAAGAUGGGGAUCGCCUAAUAGGGCGUAUUUUACUCAACAAGCGCAUGAAAGAUGGAAGUGUGCCUCGAGACUCAGGAGCUCUACUUGGUCUAAAGGUGGUGGGAGGCAAGAUGACAGAAUCUGGUAGACUCUGUGCUUUCAUCACUAAAGUGAGGAAAGGAAGUCUAGCAGACACUGUUGGACACCUCAGACCAGGUGACCAGGUGCUGGAGUGGAAUGGGAAGCUUUUACAAGGAGCCACAUUUAAAGAAGUUUACAAUAUCAUUCUAGACUCCAAGCCUGAGCCGCAGGUGGAGCUGGUGGUCUCACGGCCUAUAGGAGAUAUUCCAAGGAUACCAGACAGCACACAUGCACAACUGGAAUCAAGUUCGAGUUCUUUUGAGUCUCAAAAGGUGGAUCGCCCGUCCAUCUCCGUCACGUCCCCCAUGAGUCCCAGCAUGCUGAGGGACGCCCCCCAGUACCUGUCAGGACAGCUCUCAGUCAAACUAUGGUAUGACAAAGUGGGCCAUCAGCUAAUUGUCACCAUCCUGGGCGCCAAAGACCUGCCCCCCAGGGAAGACGGCCGCCCCAGGAACCCUUACGUCAAAAUCUACUUCCUCCCUGAUAGAAGCGACAAAAGCAAGAGGAGAACAAAAACGGUAAAGAAAUCCUUAGAGCCCAAAUGGAACCAGACCUUUAUGUAUUCGCCGGUGCACCGGCGGGAGUUUCGGGAGCGCAUGCUGGAGAUCACAUUAUGGGACCAAGCCAGGGUGAGGGAGGAGGAGAGCGAAUUCCUGGGAGAGAUCCUUAUUGAGCUGGAGACAGCACUUCUGGAUGAUGAGCCACACUGGUACAAGCUACAAACCCACGACGUGUCCUCCAUGCCGCUCCCACGUGCCUCCCCCAACACACAGCGCAGGCAGCUCCACGGAGAGAGCCCCACACGGCGACUCCAGAGAUCCCAACGGAUAAGUGACAGUGAGAUCUCGGACUAUGAUUGUGAAGAUGGUGUUGGAGUAAUAACAGACUACCGGUCUAAUGGCCGAGACUUCCAGAGCUCCACGUUGUCUGUCCCUGAUCAGGUGAUGUCAUCUAACCACUGCUCCCGCUCAGCCGACAUUAACCGGGCGCGGUCGCGUUCUCCCAGCGUUCCCCCUCCCUCCAGCAGAAGUCUGGACCCCGCCUUUGACCUUAGGCCUUCUCAGUACAGCUCCUCCACUAGAGUGGACCACCACAGUGUGUCUGAAGAUAACUACUCUCCUGACAGCCGCAACCAUCGCGUGUACCCUAUCUGCCGAGAGGAAGCAGUCAGGUUACUGCGUUCCACUAGGAUGGCCCGCGCCCAUUCUGAGGGCGCCUAUUCCUCGGAUUAUGACUACGAGAGGAACCACGGAGCCAUGGAUAGACACGAGUAUCACAGCAGGUCCCGCUCUGCAGACCAGCGGCCCUCUAUAGAGCGCCCCACGUCCCGCUCGCGCUCCACUGAACGCCCCCACGACUCUUCGCUCAUGAGGUCCAUGCCGUCCCUGCCAUCUGGGAGGUCUGCCCCCCCCUCACCUGCCUUGACGAGGGCGCAUCCUCGUAGUGGAUCAGUCCAGACCAGUCCCAACAGCACCCCCAUGUCCAGUAGAAGAGGACGGCAACUCCCACAGCUUCCACCCACGGGGAAAGAGAGAAAAGAUGGAGACGAAGGAACAGAGCCUUGUGAAGGUAUGGACAUGGAGGAGAGGACCCGCCAGAUGAAGCUGAAGAUAAACAAGUACAAGCAGGGAGCGGGCUCCGACUCCAGACUGGAGCAGGAUUACCACAAGCGCUCAGGCAGAGAUCCUCGGGGCUCAGAUAACCUGUCGGCCAAGUCAUCGGACAGCGAUGUAAGCGACGUGUCCGCUGUGUCGAGAACCAGUAGUGCCUCUCGGUUCAGCAGCACGAGCUACAUGUCUGUCCAAUCAGAAAGGCCGCAAGGAAACCGCAAAAUCCGUGACUUUGCAUCCAAAAUGAAAAACAGGCAGAUGGGCUCGUCGGGCGGGGUCAACAUGACCAAGAGCACAAGCCUUAGCGGCGACAUGUGUAAUCUGGAGAAGACGGACGGCAGCCAGUCGGACACGGCAGUCGGCACGGUAGGCACCGACGAAAAGAAGAGGCGCUCCAGCAUUGGUGCCAAAAUGCAGGCCAUGGUCGGCAUGUCGCGCAAGAGCCGGAGCACCUCUCAGCUCAGCCAAACAGAAGCGGGUGGUAAGAAGUUGCGCAGCACCAUCCAGAGGAGCACGGAGACGGGCCUGGCGGUGGAGAUGAGGAGCAGGAUGACUCGGCAGGCCAGCCGGGAGUCCACAGACGGCAGCAUGAACAGCUACAGCUCCGAGGGAAAUCUCAUCUUCCCUGGUGUGAGGCUCUCCUCAGAAGCCCAGUUCAGCGACUUCCUGGACGGUCUUGGCCCCGCCCAGCUGGUUGGACGACAGACGUUGGCUACUCCCCCCAUGGGUGACAUCCAGAUUGGUAUGGUGGACAAGAAGGGGGCACUGGAGGUGGAGGUCAUCAGAGCCCGUGGCCUUGUGGGAAAACCAGGUUCCAAGGCACUGCCAGCACCAUAUGUAAAGGUCUACCUUCUGGAGAACGGAGUCUGCAUAGCCAAAAAGAAAACAAAAGUAGCAAGAAAAACCUUGGAUCCUCUUUACCAGCAGCAACUGCCGUUUGAGGAGAGUCCAGUAGGAAAGGUUUUACAGAUCAUCGUAUGGGGGGACUAUGGACGCAUGGACCAUAAAUCCUUCAUGGGAGCAGUUCAGAUACUGUUAGAUGAGCUGGACCUGUCCAACAUGGUGAUUGGCUGGUUUAAGCUCUUUCCCCCUUCCUCUCUGGUGGACCCUACUCUGGCCCCACUGACAAGAAGAGCUUCCCAAUCGUCACUGGACAGUUUCUCUCGAUCAUAGCAGCGUGUGGACUGAUAGCGUUGUUGUAGCAGCCAGUGUUGCGGUUACAGGUCACGCCCCCCGGUUACACUGCAUGCUUGAUGUUGUGUCUUCUGAGCCUGUUUCCAGGGGUGCGAAAAACGUGAUCCUGUGUUUUGAGCAAAAACGUUGCGCACAUUGUGCACGAGGCGAAGUGCGUCGCAAGCGCCUGGCGGCCGGGAUUGCCGGGUGUUGUUGUUGUUGUUUGGAGGAAGCUGGAAUGAACUCCUUAGCACGAGGAAUCCGUCAGUUCCAGGUUUUCAUCCAAUUCGAAGCCAUGGGGGUCCGCACUGGGAACCGCUAAACGAGUUCUACAGAAGCCCUUUUCGAAUGAAAAAUAAAUGUUUUCCUUUUUCUUUUUUAGUUUCCUUUUUUUGUUUUUUUUUGUUGUUUUUUUAUGUCGAUGUACUUGUAUCUGAAGGGGGUGACAGUGUUUCUAACCAGAAGCUUGGUCACGCCACGCCAACAGACCUAGCUGUGUAGAGGGAGUUUUGGAGACCAUCACUUUGGGUGAGGUGUGUCCCAGCUUGUGUCCACACUCCCCCAAAACCCCAAAAGAAAUACCCUGCUUACUCUAGGUUUACGUACUGAAUCAACCCGUACUGGUAAAUUAAUCAGAGGCAAUAUUGAAGUGGCUACCAUCAACACUGAACACAGAACAAACAGAAACGAUCCAAACCCCAUGAAAAGAUGUACAAUCUACCAUCAUUCUUUCUCUGUUGAUAUAUUGUAUGAAAAUUAAAUGAGAAAAAAAUAUUUUUUUCCCUUUUUAGUUCAUUUGCAUGGACACAAAUUUAGCUGAAUUAAAAAAAAAGAAAAGAAAAUUAUUUUCUUGAGGCUGAAACUUGCAAAAAAGAAGAAGAAAAAUAAAACAGAUCAGCCAUUUUCAACAAUUUAUAUUAUUUUUAAAGGUAAAUUUCACUAGUGCAUGGUUUUCAAGGGGAGUGAAUGCAACAUCGUGAUGAAAAAAAAGACAUUGUUUAUCAUUCUUUAGACCAUUCAUGAGUCUGUGUUUAGCAGACAUUGAGAUAAGGGAAACUUAAAGGAAACUUUUGGAGUUAUUUAACAGAAAAUGUUUAUGUGACAAAAAGUGAUAAUGAAAAUAAAUGUAAAUUAUUUAUUUCAUUGUAAAAGGCUCAUGCCUUAUAAAGAUAAACAUUAUGUGCAAAUUGUACAUGUUUCUCUUCUUCUUCCUUGUCCCAGGGUACUUCUCAUCGCACUACUCAUUGCUACCAUUGUUCAGUCCCCUGAUAUUGUCCAGAUUUUAGGACUGUUGGUUAUUUUACAGUUCUGUAUUGUUUCAGUAUGUAUUUUAUUUUGGAUUUGAUUUGUUUAACAAGCAUGUUGAAAAGGAUUUUCUGCAACAUGGCUUGGGCACACCUUACAGUAACUCAGCAUGUUUUGAUAAAGAUGAUAUUUGGAAUUUUUGCAGUUUCUUGUACAGUGCAUGUCAACUUCAUUACUUUUCUCCCUCACCCUUGAAUUGAACUCUACAGCAAAUUAGUUCUUGGUCUUCUGCGGCCAUUUAUUGAAGUUUUGACAAAAAACAUUCCACCCCCAAGGUCAUGUUUUCUUUCAGGUUUUUGAGAAAAAAUAAGUGACAAGGAAAAUAUUUUAUAUUUAAUGGAGGUUGACGAAACAGUUGUGAUUGCAAGUGUAUUUUAUUUCAGUAUUGUUGACGAACAUGCAAAAAUAAUCUUUAUUGGUACAGUGAGAGGUCUAUACCUAAUCAAGAGGCAGCAAACAUGCGAGAGAUGUGUGUGUCGCUGUGGUUCAAGUCCACAGGCACUGUAUGUGAAGAUGAGCUAAUCACAAGUUCAAAUAACAAGGGAUAUUGCCACAGAAAAUGUUUUUUCUUGUUUUAAUGAAAAUGAAAUUAAUUUACUAUAUUUUUGUUAGUUUUAUUUAAAAGCCAAGACCAGUUUAUUUUUUAUUUUCUAUUUUUAGUAAUUAUAAAUACUUCUCAUGUCUGGGAAGUAUAUGAAUCUUAUAGUUGCAGUAUGUCUGAAUGAAAUUGAACUGAGGCAUUAUUCCUUUUCCACAUGACGAUAAAGUGUUUUAGUGUCCAAGAAAACCUUGUCGCUGUAACAAGCUACAGUAUAUAUUUUCAUUUUGAUUUCGUUGUACAUACCUUUAGAUGUCAUAAUUUGAAUAAACAAGCUACCAUGAAUAGAUGAUAGACUCUUUUGGAACAGGAAGAAUGCCUCACGUGAUGACAAAGACAUAUGUUAUUUAUCCUUUUGAAUGCCUUUUCAUUUUCUCUUUUUGGUGCAAUGUGUUAAUGCCAAGGCUAUGUCUUGGUUAAGUAUGGUUGAGUACAGAGAUUUAUGUAAGUUAUUUUUCAAAUUAAAAAUAAAAAAAUUGAUAUUA
Messenger RNA from Eleginops maclovinus (Patagonian blennie), 7140 nucleotides. It is a transcript of the gene rims2a, whose product is annotated as regulating synaptic membrane exocytosis 2a. Gene Ontology annotation, biological process: regulation of membrane potential; positive regulation of synaptic transmission; regulation of synaptic plasticity. Gene Ontology annotation, molecular function: transmembrane transporter binding; small GTPase binding. Gene Ontology annotation, cellular component: cytoskeleton of presynaptic active zone; presynaptic membrane. Lineage: Eukaryota; Metazoa; Chordata; Actinopteri; Perciformes; Eleginopidae. The transcript has 32 exons. The coding region runs from base 1 to 4752 and encodes 1583 amino acids. The record is from RefSeq and is a predicted model, not a curated record.